CCAAUCUGGUAGUUAAGUUGUUUUUCAAAUUGUAUAUGUUUCAAUCGCUAAUAACUCGGUAAUAACUAGCCUAGAAUACCGUUGCUAACUUAGCUUGUUUUGGACAAUCAUUCGCCGCUGUAGACUUUCCUCUUCCGCGCGCUGCCUGUUUUCUAUUACCUAAUUGGCUCAAGUGCUUCCAUGUUCCUGCGCAUGAUUGGUUGAAUGUAUUGUCUAUCAUUGUAGCUAGUGCCUAUUGGCUAGAUGUUUAGGCGUAAGUAACGAUCUUGACAAAGAGUGACACACUUCUGGGUUUAAUCGAAUUAUUGUUGUUUUAAUGAAAAGUAAAGUAGGUGCAAUCCUUUAAAGAAGUUAGCACUUUUCCUGGUGAAGUGGUUCGUGACAUAGCGACAACAAUUACUUUAUGUGUCGUGUUUUAAGCGAACUGUAUUUCGUACCGCCGUCUGAAUCUAUGGAACUUUAUACAUUUGACGUGACCAAAACAACCACCACUGGCCGUCAUGUGCUUUAAUACAAAACCAUUGUACUGAAAUCUGGAUCCAAAGUGUUCGGAUAAUCACCCAGCUGUGACUGGCUGUAAGGAGUGGUGAUGAAAUCCAGUGGUCCUCUGUUCACAAGACAAAAUCCUUUCCAGUCAACAUCCAAAGUAGGAAACACGCACUACUACCCAAGCCCGAAGCUGUCCACAAAAAAGAAAAAGACAACAUCAAGUACUGUACGUUCAAACCAGCAACCCCCUCACCAACCACAGAGCGAAGAUGUGGGAAGUAUGAAAGCUACACAUGAGCAGCCUGUUUUUUUUGAGUCCUGGCCAUCCGCUGAAGAUGGAUCUCCUCCUGCCAACACUUCAACUACAUCUGAUGUGCAGACGUAUGCACAGAAGGCAGUGGCAGAGAAAUUAGGAAUUUCCUCACAGCCAGGAGUUCAGGAAAAUUCAACACUGGCAAAAUACAUAGAGCGUUUUCGCCAUGGUCGACCACAGAGUCGAGAGGAGCGCCAACAGUCAGCUUCUGCCUUUGGAGAGGAGGGUUUGCCUUUUUGGUGGAGGUCAACUCCGUCUUUGCUGUCCACUUCUACGCCAACUAAAACAAAUGACAAUGAUCACUCUCUCCAGCCCGUGGAAGACGACGACAGGCCUGACCUUUUUAAUCCAUCCGACCGCCACCAUGGUGACAGAUCUCCUUCACCGUCCAGGGAAUCUGUUUUGUCUGACACUUUCCACAGUGACUCUGAAGUCAUAGAGAUACUACAGUUACAAGAGAGAGCCAGAAGACUUCUGUUGAGAGGAGAGGGAACUCUGAGUGAGGAAUCUGUCCCAGUCACCUCAGAGGGCCUGGGGAGUUCAGAUUUCUCUGUUCCUGUCAGCGUGGAUGAACCAGUGCGAAGACCUCAGAUUCCUGGUCUCAUAAAACCUCCUGGUGUCAUUCCAAAUUUGGCAUCGACUACGCUCCCUGAAGAUGACAUAUUGUUCCAGUGGCGUUUAAGGAGAAAAAUGGAGCAGGCGAGGGAUUGGGCUCAAUCCCAGCAACAACACACUCGUCAUGGUAACAUCUUUAGCUGGCAGCCCUCUGUGUCGUUCAAUCCCCCUGGUGGUGAACAGGAUCAUCCUUGCAAGCAACCAGGAGGUUCCCAAGUUCCUGAAUUCUCACAGAGAGAUUCCUGUCCACACGUCUCUGCUCUUCUUAAAGGAGGCCCAGGAUCAUCUCACCCUGGUCCCUCUUCCUCCUCCGCCUUUGUUGUCUCUGACUCCUCUGUGUCUCCACAUCAGCCCUUAGCCCACGUUCCUGCCCACAUGCAUUUUCUCUGCGAUGUGCUGCCCUGUUCCAUCCAGUUAUCCCACGCUAGCACGCAGGAGAACGCUUCACACAAAAUGCAUGAAAUUCAUUCUAAUAUUGUCGUUAAAAAGCCUCACACCCCUGUCGACACAGCCAAUAUUUUCACUCAGGAGUCUAUUUUUGAACGUUCCCCAACACGUGCAUCAUCUGAAGCUGCAGAAAAUGAGCGGCUUCUUCAAAACACAAUGUCUGGGAAUAAUUUAAAAGUGAAAACUCAGAGGAAAGGCUCCCACGGGCAGGAGAAGAAAAGCAACAAAAAGCCAAAGAAAGCAACAAGAUACACCGUUGAGGAAGAGCACACUGAUGGUUGUAACUCCACAAAGAAAAGUUCUUUGCAACAAAAACCUCCAAAAAAAGUCAUGUCUGAGACGGACCUGCAGCAGAGUCGGAUAUUAUCCAUUCAAAGCUGUGUUGAACCAGUCGCCCCGCCUUCUCCAGUUCACAAAGCAUUGGCACAGGCCGUUUCAGAAAUGCUGUACCCUCCUGUGGAUCCAUCUCCUGAUCAAAGGUUGUCUGACUCGGCUGUUCCACCUCCUCUUCCUCCAGCUACCGUCUCAACACCUCAACAAACCCCAGUUCUUCAGUCUGACAUGCACAACUCUGCUGAGGUCAUUUCUCAGCUGCUGCGGGAGACCGAAGAUUCUGAUGAAGAAGAGUUUGAAGAUGACCCUCUGUUGCAAGUCCUUCGUAAACAACGAAAGUGGGUGAAAGGACAGAUCAGUGAAGUGGAGGCUCUGUUAGCUGCAUUUCUUGAUGAACAACAUAUGACGUGAUGACAUUUUUUAUUUUUUUAUUUUAGUAAAUUAAUUUGAGAUUUUUUACUUUCUAGGGAUUUUAACAAUAAAGACUUUGAAGAUA
Messenger RNA from Cynoglossus semilaevis (tongue sole), 2693 nucleotides. It is a transcript of the gene proser3, whose product is annotated as proline and serine rich 3. Bases 590 to 2608 code for a protein of 672 amino acids. The record is from RefSeq and is a predicted model, not a curated record. The transcript has 12 exons. NCBI's taxonomy places the organism in Eukaryota, Metazoa, Chordata, Actinopteri, Pleuronectiformes, Cynoglossidae.